This is a messenger RNA of Octodon degus (degu), 907 nucleotides long. RefSeq names its product multiple coagulation factor deficiency 2 (gene Mcfd2). NCBI's taxonomy places the organism in Eukaryota, Metazoa, Chordata, Mammalia, Rodentia, Octodontidae. The record is from RefSeq and is a predicted model, not a curated record. Bases 321 to 896 code for a protein of 191 amino acids. Gene Ontology annotation, molecular function: calcium ion binding. The transcript is spliced from 4 exons.
UCUUGGCAAAUCACAGUUAUCCAGAUCUGCCUCAAAUUUGCGAUUUUCUUAUCUCAGCCUUCCAGAGUGUUGGGAUGACAGGCUUGGACCCCCACGCUGGCUCGAAGCCCUUUGGAACCUGUCCGCUUUGUACCUAACUCAAGACUCAGUGCUAUGUCUUCAGCCACAGCUUGAAUGCUUUAGUUGCUAGAUCGGACUGAGUCCCUCCUGGGCUUAGAUGUUUAUUCUAUGUGUCGCUUCUGUCUGGGGCUCUGUCCUUUGGCUGAAAGAGCCCUCAUGCUUAUUCCGAGGGGGACUUGGGCUUCUGCCAUACCGCACAGAUGGCUGUUGACUGUUCUGUCCACCAGGCCGCAAUCUGUGUGAGAGGAGUCUUGUCUGGGUCACACCUGUCCUUAGUGCCUCAUGCUGUCCCGCUGUUUACGUGGUACCAGGAGGUUCACAUGGCACUGCUGACCAUGAGAUCUGCGUGGCUGCUGAGAACUCCCUUCCUGUACAGCCUGCUCUGGGCCUUUGGCGCUUCAUGUGCCAGAGCCCAUGAGCCUGGGGCCAACGCCGUCCACCCUGGCAGCGCGGGCCUGGACAAGCACACGGUGCAUGACCCGGAGCAUAUCCUGGAGCAUCUGGAAGGUGUCAUUAACAAACCAGAGGCCACGAUGUCCCCACAAGAAUUGCAGCUCCAUUAUUUCAAAAUGCAUGACUACGAUGGCAAUAACCUGCUCGAUGGCCUGGAGCUCUCCACUGCCAUCACUCAUGUGCAUAAAGAGGAAGGAAGUGAGCAGGCGCCAUUCAUGAGCGAAGAGGAGCUGAUUAGCAUAAUUGAUGGUGUUUUGGGAGAUGAUGACAAGAACAAUGACGGAUACAUUGAUUAUGCCGAAUUUGCAAAGUCACUCCAGUAGAGCUGAUGUGG